CUUGCAGCCGCCGAAAUUUGUCCAAGCAGGGGGAAGCUCUGAUACAGUUCAACUCGAGGUUAGCAGCAGCAAGAGAACCUCUGCAUUUAUGAGCCAUUGAUAGCCAUGGUCGCCGCCGUACAGUCCCUGAGGCUGUGUGCGCGGGCCUGCAGCCGCGCCCCGGCUCCGCGGAGAAUAGCACCGCAAUUCGUGCAUUCUACGAGAACUUUCUCUUCGACGCGAGCGAGGCGUGCUGACGAGCACGAUGCGCCCACCAAGACCGAGGACCAGUCUGCCAAGGCCACAACCUCCAAGGCCCCCCAAAAGGUCGCCGGAAAGAGGUCUGACAAGGUGGUACUGGGCCUCCAGGAGGGUAUGAACGAGGACGAGAAAGAGGCAUUCCGGGCGUUGCUACAGUACGCGGACCACAAAAAGAUAGGCUUGCCUGCCCGAUGGACACAACGGAAAUCCGAUCAAGAUCUUGAGGCUCAAGCAGAGCGCCUCGAGGAGCAUAUGGCUGGUGCCACGGUCCUGUCCGCGGAAGAGGACGAAGCGUUCAAGGAUCUGGAUCGUGCAUUCAACAGCCUGGACGAGGUGGCCUCGGAAAUCAACCAGAACCCGAAAAUCAACAAGAGGUCGUUCUGGGGCGAGGAUGAGGAGGAUCCAGACUAUCUUACUGAAGACAUCGACGAGGACGACUUCAGCGAUGAAGAUAUCAUGAGUUUAGCUCAUGGAAAGCUUGAGGAACACCGAGAGUUCAGGGAGUACGCUCGCAUUGCAGCAUGGCAGAUGCCUCUGCUCAAUAAGCUUGCGCGCCCAUUUGAGCCACCGACAAAAGAAGAAUGCCUGCGAUUCCGAUACACAACGUACAUGGGAGAGAACCACCCAGCUCAGAGCAAGGUCGUUGUUGAGUUCUCAACGAAAGAUCUGCCGCUCAACGGAAAGCAAGCACAGAAGCUCUGGAAGCUGCUCGGCCCCAGGUGGAACCCGGAGACCAAGGUUGCCAAGAUGAGCUGCGAGCAGUUCGAUCAUCAGGCACAGAACAAGCGAUACUUGGCCGACCUCGUCAACAAGCUCAUCGCAGAAGCAAAGGAUACCACUGAUACAUUCGAGGACGUACCCCUAGACACAAGGCACCACCAGAAGGUGGUCAAGCCCAAGUUCCCCAAGGAGUGGUACUUGACGGAAGCACGUGUGCAGCAGCUUGAGGACCAAAGACAGAACGCCUUGUUAUUGGACCAGUCCAAGGAGGAUGCAGGCUCGCUGGUUGACGGCGAUGAAAUAGUCGUAAGGCAUUUUAAGCAACCAGAGAUGGCUGCCAUACCUGCGUUCAAUCGUGCACCGAGUCUGUUUCCGGGUAAACCAGGCCCGAAACCGAGACGCAUGGCAUAGGAUGGAGAAGUCAAUUGGAUGUAUUAUAUUAGACCAGCGCAUCGACGUUAAGAGGUCGAUUAUGUACAAAUGUAAAAUACUGUACUGUGGCAUACUGAUGAUAUCGUUGGACAGCUCCUGAUUAUGGCUGAGAGGAGUGGCUCGUAUUGUGCAUCGCGACAGCGGUUAGAACCGUCCUGACACGAUUUACUGUAGCGUAGAUGGCUGUGACCUGCAACAGUAUAUUUUCACGUUGUUCACUUAUAAAAGUCAAUCAAAACAUUGCAAAACAAAUGUUUCGGCAUGAGAGAGGGUAUAUUAUGGGGUAUCGUUCAUCAUCAUUAUUAUGGCCGCAAGCUGUAGCUGAUGCUAUGGUACAGUCGGAGAAGU
Messenger RNA from Truncatella angustata, 1740 nucleotides. Its product is annotated as mitochondrial ribosomal subunit protein-domain-containing protein. The transcript has 3 exons. Gene Ontology annotation, cellular component: mitochondrial small ribosomal subunit. Bases 106 to 1371 code for a protein of 421 amino acids. Gene Ontology annotation, biological process: mitochondrial translation. Gene Ontology annotation, molecular function: structural constituent of ribosome. Lineage: Eukaryota; Fungi; Ascomycota; Sordariomycetes; Amphisphaeriales; Sporocadaceae. The record is from RefSeq and is a predicted model, not a curated record.